AAGAUUCUUGAUGCAAUUCUGCAGAGGACCAAGGCUCUUCCAGAAGCCACAGUGCGCUGUGAAUGUUUGUUAAAGGAACGGUCUGUUUAAGUCCAGCCCUGGUUAUAAAUUUACAGGAACUUAACUUUGUGCCAUGUAAACAGCAGCAGCUACAAGAUGGCCAAGAAAUCACUUGCUACAUGGCUCUAUCUAAUCUAACAGAGGCGUAAGAGAGCUGAAUUUUAUGAGGAGGUGUAGUGAGUGUCAUGUGAAGAAACGGAGGGUUUCUGAAUCCUGCUCUCCGGGUUGCCCCAGAAAGCAAAGAUGAAUGCUUCGGUGGAAGAAGAGGAUGGCUACAUGCUCUGAAUUUUCUGGCAUGGAUCUAUAUGAGGAUUACAAAUCACCCUUUGAUUUCAAUGCUGGAGUGAACAGAAACUAUCUUUACCUGUCGCCUAGCAUAAACCUUUCUCCACCUGGAUCACCUACGCUGGCAAAGUCUGGGCUGCUGAGAAGUGACUCUAUGCCUGAGGUUGGAGAGGAUGCUGCUGCUACAGUUGAUAUGGCAGAAACACUCUCAGAAGAAGAACAGGAUGAGCUAAGAAAAGAGCUUGCUAAGGUGGAAGAGGAAAUCCAGACGCUCUCACAAGUGCUAGCUGCCAAAGAGAAGCAUCUAGCAGAAAUCAAGAGAAAGCUGGGAAUUAACUCAUUACAGGAACUAAGGCAGAACAUUACCAAAAGCUGGCAAGAUGUUACAUCAACCACAGCAUACAAGAAAACGUCAGAAACCCUGUCUCAGGCUGGUCAGAAGGCUUCUGCUGCUUUUUCAUCUGUUGGUUCAGUCAUAACCAAGAAGUUUGAAGAUGUCAGACUACAGGCAUUUUCACAUUCCUUUAGUAUACGCUCCAUACAACAUUCAAUUAGCAUGCCUAUUAUGAGAAAUUCUCCUACUUUCAAAUCCUUUGAGGAAAAAGUUGAAAACUUAAAGUCUAAAGUUGGAGGAAGCAAACCUGCCGGGGGAGACUUUGGAGAAGUUCUCAACUCUGCUGCCAAUGCCAGUGCCACAGAAACUAUUGCAGAACAGACACAGGAGGAGACCCACUGAGAUUCCUGCCUCUGUCCUGCUACCCACUGCCAGAUGCUGCAAGCAAAAACUAAGCACACUUGUAACGUUCUUUGCGCUCUUUCAACCAGAUGUGCUUUUAUUUAGCACGUAGCUAUUUUACCAGAUUAACUGAUACCAAGCUUGUUUGUGGGUUCAAAAUAUUUUUGAAACUAAAAUACAUUGUUUGGGGUUUUGUGUGGGAAGGGGAAUUUUUAUGCCUUUCAAGCAUUUAAAGGACUUAUCUGUAAUUUGAAGGCAACCUUUAAAAUAUAGCAAUGAAAAAAAACCCUCUUUUGAGAAGUUAAUUAUACUGUACAUAUACUGUGGAUACAUAAUUUCUUUUGAAUCUGUAACUACUGCUCAACUUAAUCAUUAUGAAUCUACUGCUGCUGCCGCCAAACUGAAGCUUGUUACUUCACUCCAUUGUGAUUAUUUUAGUUAAGGGUUGCCUGCCUGGGACACCGGACUAGGAGGAUCACUCCCAGCUAAAGAAAGGACUUCUGCUUCAGCAGGCAUUAAACAAGUUAUUCAUAGCAGGAUUACACAUGGGUAGGAACAUACUGUCUUACAAGCAUGUUCCUCAUACAACAGUUGCGGAUAGGGUAAUAUAUAACCUCUAAAACUCACUGAUUUGUCUGUGGAUUAUCCACCUGGCAAACUUCUGACCAUCACAAAUGGAAGCAAGAUGCCUAGUAGUGCUGGUUUGGUUCAGUCACAAUAACAUUUUCAGUCUUGGUUUUUGUACAUCAUGUUAACGUGGUAAGAUGCACUCUUCUGAACUUUUGAUCAGUCGUGAAUAGGUUCAUCUUAAUUCACACAUGGUGGUGUCACAUUUACACUAACAAAGCAUGGAUUCUAAGAAUAAGCCUGAGCACGGAAGUGGUUCUUUUUUAGGCAUCAAGAGAAUCGCUCUCAAAUGCUAAUGUUGUUUCCGUUGUAGGCAUGUUGUUUCCGUUGUAGGCUGACCAUUGAAAACAUCUGCUACACUGUCUGGGUUUUUUUGGUUUUUGUUUUUUGGGUUGGUUUUUUUUUGUUUUUUUUUUUUUUAACAUGUUAAAGGCCUGUUCCACUGGCACCCCUAUUCCUGUUUAAGACUCCAGGACUCCAGAAAUGUGUUUCGAGAGGUGCAGCGUCAUACUGCAGCAUAGCUGUCUUAUAAGAUCUGUUCUCCUACAUGUUGCUUUAUCUGAUGUACUCUUCAAAUUUCUUGUAUUUUGUAUGUUUCUGGCGCAUGGUGUCAGUAUGGUUAGAACUUUUGCCAAGUGUUUUAUUGCUGUGCUUAGAACUGGAAACAAGUUUUGAAACAUUUGUGUGAAAUCCAUGAAACUUCCAGCUGCCACCAAUGUCUGGAGGAAAAAAAAUGUUGGCUCCUGACAACCUUGUUAGCAUGUCAGAUGUAGUAUAUAUGCUUAAUUACAUGUGAGAAGCUUAAUAAAAACCUGUGAGUCAA
Harpia harpyja (harpy eagle) is the source of this 2531-nucleotide messenger RNA. RefSeq names its product tumor protein D52 (gene TPD52). Gene Ontology annotation, biological process: B cell differentiation. The record is from RefSeq and is a predicted model, not a curated record. Gene Ontology annotation, cellular component: mitochondrial small ribosomal subunit; cytoplasm. NCBI's taxonomy places the organism in Eukaryota, Metazoa, Chordata, Aves, Accipitriformes, Accipitridae. Bases 308 to 1081 code for a protein of 257 amino acids. The transcript has 8 exons.